Messenger RNA from Homalodisca vitripennis (glassy-winged sharpshooter), 1194 nucleotides. RefSeq names its product 50 kDa hatching enzyme-like. Bases 1 to 1194 code for a protein of 397 amino acids. Gene Ontology annotation, cellular component: extracellular matrix. The record is from RefSeq and is a predicted model, not a curated record. The transcript has 4 exons. Gene Ontology annotation, biological process: collagen catabolic process; proteolysis; extracellular matrix organization. Lineage: Eukaryota; Metazoa; Arthropoda; Insecta; Hemiptera; Cicadellidae. Gene Ontology annotation, molecular function: metalloendopeptidase activity; zinc ion binding; structural molecule activity.
AUGACCAGAGCGGUGCAAGAUUGGAACGCGCAAGCCGGUAAAGUCACUAAUCUGAGAGAUCCUACCGACAUGAGUGACGCGGUGACCGUGAAUUACCUAGUGAGAGUGACCGGAUAUGAAAACGAGGAGACGCUGAAGCUGAUGGACACACCCAGAUGCGGUAACUCGGACGAAGGCAUAGCCCCGUUUUCCGUGAACCCAUUAGUUAAAUGGAACUCAACUCGGGUCACGUGGAACAUGAUUGGCUCAGGCAGCCAGUAUGCUAACAUCGUUGAGAGAGCGUUUUCUUUGUACUCCAAACACUCUGCUCUCGAAUUCAGUAGAAGUUACAGUAAUCCCACUAUAAUGGUAGUGAUUUCCCCUAAGAAACACGUGGCGUACUACCUUAAAAGCACUUGCAGUUACGAUUUUGACGGUCCAGGCGGCGUUCUCGGCCACGCCUUUCUCCCUCGACCGUGGCUGAACCAAUCGGAUAUACACCUUGAUUUCGAAGAGGACUGGGACUUUACAAUGAAUAUACCCGCACCGGAGAAGACUUCGUUCUUUACAGUGAUGGUCCACGAAAUAGGCCAUGCUCUCGGUCUUCAGCAUUCGUCUGUGUUACGAUCCGUAAUGUUUCCGUCCUAUUACCCGCCAUCGGGUAUCAACAACUUGUACGAAUUUGAUUUGGACAGAGACGAUCAGCUUGCAAUUCAGGUUUUGUACGGACCGCCUGUCCCCUCCUCCUCCUCCUCCACGUCCACAACAUCAUCCACUACAACAUCCACUACUACUACGACAACAACAACAUCGACUACCACUAGGCCUACCACGCCUACACCUACAGAAUUGGACAUUUGCACCAUAAUAAAUCGUGCUGUUGACGCUUUACCAGUUGAGUUGCACCUCCCCGGGGGUUUUCGGUACUGUGAGCCCGGCACCCGAUUGUCUGAGAGACUUGCACGUGGCGAGAAGGGUAUUAAUAAGUUGGACGAAUUUUGUAGAAUCCACGAUAUAGCGUACUCGAAAUACACGGAUUUGGAACACCGGCAAGAGGCCGACAAAGAAUUGGCCAAAAGAGCUUGGCAGAGGGUGAAAUCAGGAGACGCUAGUUAUAUAAGGGGCACUAUGGAAGGUACGGUCAUGCGAGACCGAGACCGAGACCAUGGAGGACCCAUCAACGGCUAUGGACCUGGAGCCUACGAGGAUCCCUAG